GCGCCAAACCGCAGCAAAUCCGCCCGUAUCCCAACUUUCCAUCUCUCUCCACACCUUCUCCCCGCAAUCCAUAGCAGGCCCUUUUCCUACUCCCCCCUCUCCACCGCUUUCGCUUCUUCACUCGCUCUCGCCCCUGGAUACUGUAGCAACAUUUUCCCAUUUUGCCCCCUUCCCCCGGAAUUCGAAAUGGGGCGAGGCUCACGGCUUACCCGUCUGGAUGCCUUCACCAAGACGGUGGAGGAUGCCCGUGUCCGGACCACCUCUGGAGGAAUAGUUACUCUCGUCAGUUUGUGCGUUGUGUUCAUUCUGGUGAUUGGUGAAUUUCGGGAGUACCGGCGGAUUCAGGUGCUCCCGGAGUUGGUUGUCGACAAGACUCGUGGGGAGGUUGGUCCACCUUUUUCGUCAUAUCAUGUCACCCCUCAACUCCCUCUCUCACAACCUCCGAGAAUACGAAAGGAUGCCAAUCGCUAAUGGCCCGUGACAGCAACUCCCCAUAAGCCUCAACAUAACAUUCCCCCACAUCCCCUGCGAGCUUCUGACCCUGGACGUAAUGGACGUCUCCGGCGAGCAGCAAUCCUCAAUAACCCACGGGAUCCACCUGACUCGCCUAACCCCCUUCCCAGAAUCCAAGCCGGUCUCCACCACCUCCCUGAACGUCCACGAGGACACGGCACCCCAUCUCGACCCAGACUACUGCGGAAAAUGCUACGGUGCCCCGGCCCCUGAGAAGAGCAAUGGCUGCUGCCAAACCUGCGAAGACGUGCGCGAGGCGUAUGCAUCCAUCGGCUGGGCCUUCGGGAAGGGAGAGGGAGUGGAGCAGUGCGAACGGGAACACUACGCCGAGCGCCUCGACGAGAUGCGCGAGGAGGGAUGCAACAUAGCCGGGCACCUGAGCGUCAACAAGGUGAUCGGCAACUUCCACAUUGCGCCCGGAAAAUCCUUCUCAAGCGCACAAAUGCAUGUGCACGACCUCAACCAAUACUUUGCCAGCCCGAAGGAGCACACCUUCACACACACCAUCCACCACCUCUCCUUCGGCCCGGACCUCCCUGCCAGCGUCAAAGUCCACCGUAACCCCCUCGACGACUCGACACAGCUCGCCCAGGAACGCAGCUUCAACUUCAUGUACUUCAUCAAGGUCGUCUCAACAAGUUACCUCCCCCUCGGCGUUUCGGAGAAACCUUACGCCCCCGGCGCGAUAGAGACGCACCAGUACUCCGUGACCAGCCAUAAACGCUCGCUAAUGGGCGGCGCGGAUAAGGAGCAUGCGAGCACCAUCCACGCCCGUGGUGGGGUUCCGGGCGUUUUCUUCUCUUACGUAUAUAUCCCCCCCCUCCCCCCCCACAACCUCCCGUAGCCGGUAUCCGGUAGCUAACACGAACAAUAGGACAUCUCCCCAAUGAAAGUCAUCAACCGCGAGGUCCGCGCUAGAUCCUUCACGGGUUUCUUGACCGGUGUGUGCGCCAUCAUCGGUGGAACGCUCACGGUUGCCGCGGCGAUUGAUCGGGGAUUGUAUGAAGGCGGUAUGAGGGUUAAGAAGUUGCAUCAGGGGUAGUGCGGGUCACGAGUUAUUAAAUCAAUAUCAAGACAAUUUUAUACCUGGGGGUGUUCAUUCCUCAUUUUUUGUCGGGGAUGAGGGAACUUGGGGGCGGGCGGUGGGCAAGUGGAGGAGUAAGACGGCGUGUAUUUGUAUCUGUUGGUUAUUGGGCCGGAUUGUUCGAUACGAUAUGAAAUGCUGCGAGGUGAUGUAUAUUGCUCGCACGCAUGCUAGAUUUUAUGUGGUGCCGAAUGGUGCCUUUUUCCCCA
Messenger RNA from Tuber aestivum (summer truffle), 1806 nucleotides. The record is from the annotation of a GenBank genome assembly. Lineage: Eukaryota; Fungi; Ascomycota; Pezizomycetes; Pezizales; Tuberaceae.